This is a messenger RNA of Neoarius graeffei (lesser salmon catfish), 4659 nucleotides long. RefSeq names its product acyl-CoA dehydrogenase very long chain (gene acadvl). Lineage: Eukaryota; Metazoa; Chordata; Actinopteri; Siluriformes; Ariidae. Gene Ontology annotation, molecular function: fatty-acyl-CoA binding; very-long-chain fatty acyl-CoA dehydrogenase activity; flavin adenine dinucleotide binding. The transcript is spliced from 20 exons. The record is from RefSeq and is a predicted model, not a curated record. Bases 196 to 2223 code for a protein of 675 amino acids.
GUUGAUUUUGAAGGACAGGAGAAUAGAUUUAUAGUCUAUUAAUUCAACAAACCUUCGGCUCUUUCAAGGACUCCGAAAAGCCGACAGGAUAAAUUCUGAACGCUGUCUCUCAAGCCUGUUUCCUUCACUGUAGUUUUUAAAUUAAAUACCUGCAGCCUCAGACUCAAUUUUGCUCCCAAGACGGUAAAUAAACUAAUGAGCUCCUGUGUUACUUUCCAGGCUAACUCGCUCAGGCUAAUCAUGCUGGGACGUAAGGUCACUCAUAAUGCGGCUCUGUGUAAUGCUGUGCUUCGCCUCCCACAGUUCAUAUCAGGAGCACAACACCAAGCAGGAACUGUUAUAGCUGUGCAGAGUCUGCGUCGUUAUGCGAGCCAAAGUGCCCAGGUAGUCUUGGAGAAGUCAGCAGCCAGCAGUGAUGUUGACGCCAAGGCUCAAAGAGUGGACAAGAAAGCUGCCAGUGUGGAGUCAAAAUCCUUUGCUGUAAGCAUGUUUAAAGGGCAGAUCAGUACCUCACAGGUGUUCCCCUUUCCCACAGUGCUGAAUGAGGAGCAGUCGGAGUUUCUCAGGGAGCUGGUGGGACCUUGUUCAAAGUUUUUUGAUGAGGUAAAUGACCCUGCUAAGAAUGAUGACCUGGAGAAGGUCGAGGAUCACACCAUGGAGGGGCUGAAGGAGAUGGGAGCUUUUGGCCUGCAGGUGCCUGCUGAUCUGGGUGGUGUGGGCCUCAAUAACACACAGUAUGCCAGGCUGGUGGAGAUUGUGGGCAUGCAUGACCUGGGUGUGGGCAUCACUCUUGGUGCUCACCAGUCCAUUGGCUUUAAGGGCAUUCUCCUCUUCGGUAACAAGCAACAGAAGGAGAAGUACCUCCCCAAGCUGGCCUCGGGUGAAACGGUCGCAGCAUUCUGUCUGACUGAGCCAUCUAGUGGUUCGGAUGCUGCCUCAAUCAGGUCUGUUGCUGUGCCCUCACCUUGUGGCAAGUACUUCACCCUUAAUGGAAGCAAAAUUUGGAUCAGUAAUGGAGGCCUGGCUGAGAUCUUUACUGUGUUCGCUAAGACUCCAGUGAAGGAUGAGAAAACUGGAGAGGUGAAAGAUAAGAUCACUGCUUUAAUUGUUGAACGAAGCUUCGGAGGAGUCACACAUGGUCCUCCAGAGAAGAAGAUGGGUAUCAAGGCCUCAAACACAGCAGAGGUGUACUUUGAGAAUGUGCAUGUUCCAGCCGAGUGUGUACUGGGUGAAAUUGGAGGAGGAUUUAAAGUGGCCAUGAAUAUCCUCAACAACGGGCGCUUCGGCAUGGCUGCAGCACUCUCAGGAACCAUGAAGGGUGUUCUUGCUAAAGCGGUGGACCAUGCUGCCAACAGAACACAGUUCGGUAACAAGAUCCACAACUAUGGAGUCAUACAGGAGAAAAUGGCCAGAAUGGCCAUGAUGCAGUAUGUUACAGAGUCUAUGGCCUACAUGGUCAGUGGGAACAUGGACAGUGGAGCAACAGAUUUCCAGAUUGAAGCGGCCAUCAGUAAAAUCUUUGCCUCUGAAGCAGCAUGGACUGUGACUGAUGAGUGUAUUCAGAUUAUGGGUGGAAUGGGUUUUAUGAAGGACGCUGGUGUCGAGAGGGUCAUGCGAGACCUGCGAAUCUUCCGUAUCUUUGAAGGCACCAACGACAUUCUGCGACUCUUUGUGGCACUCAAUGGCUUCCAGAAUGCAGGAAAUCAGCUGAAGAACUUGCAAAAAGCUCUGAAAAGUCCGUUUAGCAAUGCUGGUCUGUUGGCUGGGGAAAUAACCAAACGUGCCAAAAGGAAGGCUGGCAUGGGUACAGGCCUCACGCUGCAGGGAAGUGUCCAUCCAGAACUGGCCCACAGUGGUGCUCUGGCGGCUAAAGCCAUUGAGCAGUUUGGAGAGGUGAUUGAAGAACUGCUUCUAAAGCACGGCAAGAGGAUCAUUGAUGAGCAGUUUGUGCUGAAAAGAGUUGCAGACUGUGCUAUUGACUUGUAUGCCAUGGUCGUGGUGCUGUCCAGGGCCUCCAGGUCUUUGAGUCAGGGUCACUCAUCUGCUCAGCAUGAGAAGAUGCUGUGUGAGACCUGGUGCACUGAGGCUCAUCAGAGAAUCAUGCAGGAGAUCAAGUUCCUGAGGUCAGGCACAUCCAAGCAGAUCUUCAAGAACCUGCGUGCCAUUUCUGCAGCUGUGGUCGAGAACGGCGGGGUGGUUUCUCCUCAUCCCUUGGGCUUUUAAAAAUCACUUUCUUCUUUUUCCCUUACUGCUAUCGGUCAUAAGCUAACCUUUUCUUGGGCCUUGAUUAAAAAAAUAAAUUCAUACAACUUCCCACAUGGCUGAAUACUGCCAAGCUGGGCAAGUGGAGGGAAUAAUUGCAUGACUAUAAGACUUGCUAGUACCAGUGAGUAAAGUUAUUGUCAAAUAAAAUGAAUGUGUAAAAAGUAAGUUUCAACGCAAGAAGUGUUUUGGGAUGUGGAACUGGUGGGUAUAGUACACUCAGAAAAUAAAAUACAUCAUAAAGUACCUUUGGGGAACACCAGCUUGUCAUUGGGGCAGUACCCUCUAAGGCAGCGUUUCUCAACCUUUUUUCAGUCAUGGCACCCUUCAGAAAUAUGCAAAUUCUCAAGGCACCCCCAUAUAAAAUAUACGGGGUACAAAUAAAUACAGGGCGGCACGGUGGUGUAGUGGUUAGUGCUGUAGCCUCACAGCAAGAAGGUCUGGGUUCGAGCCCCGUGGCCGGCGAGGGCCUUUCUGUGUGGAGUUUGCAUGUUCUCUCCGUGUCCGCGUGGGUUUCCUCCGGGUGCUCCGGUUUCCCCCACAGUCCAAAGACAUGCAGGUUAGGUUAACUGGUGACUCUAAAUUGACCAUAAGUGUGAAUGUGAGUGUGAAUGGUUGUCUGUGUCUAUGUGUCAGCCCUGUGAUGACCUGGUGACUUGUCCAGGGUGUACCCCGCCUUUCGCCCGUAGUCAGCUGGGAUAGACUCCAGCUUGCCUGCGACCCUGUAGGACAGGAUAAAGUGGCUACAGAUAAUGAGAUGAGACAAAUAAAUACUGGGUACAAAUUUCCCAUGUCACAACGUCACUGCCGGGGUCAGCAUAUGGUCAGCGUGACCAUACGCUGACCCCGGCAGUGACGUUGUGACAUGGGAAAGGGGGCCAUGAGGCGGCGAUGAUCUGCAUUAGUGUAACUAUCGUUUUUUGGAAUUUUAAUUCAUUUUAUUUAUUUCAGUGUUAGAAUAUAUAAUUUUUUGAUGGCAAGCCUAACGAAGCCAGACGGCACCCCGGUUGAGAAAGGCUGGUCCAAGGUACUUAUUUGUAUCUUUUUAUAUACUGCUAGGGAACGUAUAUGUACAUUUUUGACCUUAAAAAGGUACACAUGGUUACCUUGACGUCCCAUAAUGACCCCUAGGGGAUACAUUAGUAUAGAUUGUACCUUGAGGGACAGAAAUGGACUCCUACUGUACCCGUUUCUGACUGUGUACAUGAGAUUUUCGCUGACUGAAAACUAAAUAGUCGGGAUUAAUAAUAAUAGUAGUGGUGGUGGGUGGGGUUUUGUUUUUAUAUACAACAUAAACAAACAUGGACCCACAUCUGGCCUCUUUCAAGUGGUGUUGUAAAUUUCUCAUUGUAUUGAAGGGAUUAUUUGUUUGUACAGCUGAUUUUGACCUGGUUCAACCCCCCUUCACCGAUACACUCCUGUACAUAAGGCUUUAUACUUUUAAUAUAAACGGUCAUGCUGCCUUAGUGGCUCACUUUUUAAGGCCUUCUGUUAUUUGGAUAUUGAACACCUGUUGAAGCAUUCUUACACACACAUGGUUGGCAAAAUUAACAGGAAAUCAUUUGGGUGUUUUUGUACUCUAUCACAAAUACCCUCAAUUGCUGUACUCUAAGGUAUUUAAAUUUUCAUAACAGUAAUUUUUUUUAUUCGGUAGAUUUUGGAUUUCAUUCCCACAUUUCUGUGCGUCGGAUUUUCUGUUCCUGUUGUACACAGUGGCUGUAGAUCUGCAUGUGUGUGAACUCCGAGGUGUAAGCUUUAAUUGUACGCGCCUGUCUGCUUGUACAUUCACAACAGAAAUUGCAGAACUUGAGCAAGAUAUUUAUUAUGCAUACAGUUGGUUAGUGCCUGAAAUUUACAAUGCAGUUACAGGAAAUUUCACAGGGUUUUUUUGUUUUUCCUUUUUUUUUUGACUAAAAUAUUAAAAGCUCUCUGCAGGCUGGGUCCCCCCCCCCCCCCAUGUACCAGAGUCUUGUGAUUUAAAAAAUAAAUAAACAUUAAAGAAUUAAAUAAACAAGAAAAUAGACUCUGUGUAUUUAAUGAUCAGUAUUUCAAUUAACGUAAAGAAGAGUAACUUCAAAAUGCUAUGUCUAAGUAUUGCUAGCUUGACCCCCUUGAAAUCUUUCAGCUUGGUGUUGGGAUUGUUGAAUUUUAAAAUUGGUCAAGUCUCCUGAGAUCUGUAUAAUGCGCUUGCAGCAAUGAUGACAUUUUUAGCUGCAUCUGUGACCUGUCUGAAUGACACCUCGGGUUUGACAAACUUGGUAAAAAAAUAAAAAAUACAUUUUUUAAUUAAGUUUGUGUAAGAGGAGUCAUGGUUCAUUUUGCUACAGUUGUUGGUCCUUGGUGAGCUGUUUCCAUUGCUUGUAAACUGUCAUUUUAAAAUAAAUAUUUGAUUUCCCA